AAGAAAAGCUCGGCCACUCAACGCAGCAAGGAGCGUACAGAACGUGAGGAUAAGAGUCAAAAGACGAUAGCUGAGGAUCCGACGAACGUGGAACGUAAGGUUCAGAGGAAACAGAUUGUGAAAUUUGUGAAGAACACAUUGGAGAAAGGUCCUCAAGGUCUUCGUACCGAAUUCGCCGGCAUGAAACGUUUCAACGACUUUGAGAAGAUGAAGGCGUUCAAAGGCGCACAGGAGAUGGGAAAGAAUCGUUAUAAGGAUGUGGGAUGCCUGGAUAAUAAUCGUGUGAAAUUGAACAAUCCACCAUGGUCCCAUGAUUAUAUUCAUGCAAAUUAUGUUGGGACACCAACCAAUCCGAAACGUUUCAUUUGUACACAGGCACCGAUGGAUAAGACUUGUGCCGAUUUUUGGUACAUGUGUCUUCAGGUAUACUUGGAAACCAUUUUCAUGCUGUGCAACUUGACGGAGAAGGGCGCCAAAAAGUGUUGCGAGUACUUUCCGUGCAAAGACAAGGACACAUUGAAUUUUGAGGAAAGCGGACAGAAGAUUACGGUCAAAUUCGAGUCGAACAAGACGGUACAAACUUUGGGGAUUUUUUUUGAAAAAAAGAGUGAUGCAAAAGUGACUGAAACGAUUGUUUGUGUCGAGGGACCUGGUGGAUUGACCCAAAAAACGACUCAUUAUCACUGGAUCGAUUGGCCGGACCGCGGUGUUCCAACCGCCGAUAUGGUCAUUUUGGAUCUGCUGGGCAAGGCUAGAGCAUCAAAAGCCCCAAUCGUCGUCCAUUGCUCAGCCGGAAUCGGGCGUACCGGCUCGGUGGUAAUGAUCGAGUACAUUAUGGAUCAACUGAUUUCGGGACAACAAAUUGAGGAAUCCGACAAGAUUUUGCAGAAAAUUCGUGAACAGAGAAACAACUCUAUUCAGACGGACCAGCAAUAUCUCUUCGUCCAUCAAGUGAUUAUGAACUAUUUCAUGGAGAAGAAACUUUUCGAUUCGGAUGUCAAAAUGGCACAUUUGGCAUUCACCGAGAAGUAUUUGAAAAGUGUA
Molecule: messenger RNA, 1044 nt
Organism: Caenorhabditis briggsae
Lineage: Eukaryota; Metazoa; Nematoda; Chromadorea; Rhabditida; Rhabditidae
Exons: 6
Biological process (GO): protein dephosphorylation
Molecular function (GO): protein tyrosine phosphatase activity
Source: RefSeq, a predicted model, not a curated record